Closterium sp. NIES-67 is the source of this 1815-nucleotide messenger RNA. The record is from the annotation of a GenBank genome assembly. Lineage: Eukaryota; Viridiplantae; Streptophyta; Zygnematophyceae; Desmidiales; Closteriaceae.
CUUAGGGCAAGUCCCAAGAGUACGUCACGCAUACAAUGUAUGCGGUGGUGUACGGUGCGACACUGUCAGAAUCGGUAUUGUGUUCCACCGCUUCAAACCUUUAGGCACCAGAUUAAACCGUAUACAGCGUAUGGGGGACGUACUCUUGGGACCCGCCUUGAGAUUCCGCUUUCGCCCACUAUUUCAAGACUAUUUCAAGAUUAUUUCAACACCCAGUACUGUGCCGUCUCUCCAACUUCCCAAUCAUUCCCGUCUCACGACUUACCGGUACGACUUACCGACUACUUCGCUAUUUCGUGACCUGUUGGCUUCACCGUCUCGCCAGCCACCGCAUUCCCCAAUCAAGUAGCCAGUAGCUCGGCAAUAUUUAUCAGUCGCUUCGACAGAAUCCGUCAUCGUCAUCGACAUCGUCAGCAGCGAUGGGCGGCGACGAGCUUCCGGGGCAAGGGAAGAAAGUCUGCGUCACGGGAGCGGCGGGUUUCGUCGGCAGCUACGUGGUGAAGCUGUUACUGGAGCGAGGCUACCACGUGCGCGGCACAGUGAGGGAUCUCGACGACCCCAGAACCAACUGGCUACGCGGACUGGCUGACGGCACGCCGGGGACGAUUCAGCUGUUCGAGGCGGAUCUACUUGUGCCUGGGAGCUUUGACGAGGCAGUGGAGGGGUGCGAGCUGGUAUGCCACGUGGCAGCUCAUGUAAACGCGACCGGGAAGGACCCGCACACCAUGGUGGCCGCCUGUCUUGACGGCACGAGGAACGUGUUUGAGUCGAUUAUGAAGCAUAAAUGCGCCAAGAAGGUGGUGCUGACGUCGUCAGUGGCAGCGGUGGCGGACAACAUGUUUCCCUCGGAUCACAUCUUCUCCGAGGCGGAUUGGAACCGCCAGCUGUCCCUCAGAGCGCCCUACAGCAUGGGCAAGACCUUGGCGGAGAAGUACGCGUGGCGGGCCGUGGAGGAUCUCAAGGGCGUGGAGUGGAGAUUUGAUCUCGUGACCUUGUGUCCUAGUCUCGUGCUGGGGCCUGCUCUGAGGGAGGAGCACGUGAAGGGCAGCCUGCAGUCUGUGAAGCAGCUCCUGGACGGCACGCUCUUCCUGGCCCCCGAUCUGCACUUUGGCAUCGUGCACGUGGCUGACGUGGCGCUGGCGCACGUGCUGGCUCUGGAGAAAGAGGGCAUGAAGGGGCGCUACAUCCUGUGCAACGGGGACAACCUCUCACUGCUACAGAUGGCUGACGUGCUGCGCUCCAAGUACCCCAACUACCGUCUGCCAGCCAUGGGCAUGCCGGACUGGAUGGCCAUGCUUGUGGCGCUGGUCAACCCCGCCGUGGGUGUCGACUUCAUGCGCCGCAAUCUGGGGGUGGUGCACCGGUACAGUGGGAGCAAGGCGGAGAACGAUAUGGGGAUUAUUUAUCAGUCUUCGAGAGUGGCGCUUAUUGAGGCGGCAACGAGUAUUGUGGAGCUGGGAUUGCUCGAUAGGAAGUAAUCUAAUAGUGAUGAGAAAGGAAGGAUCACCUUUUUUUGGAAUUGGGCUGGACUUGACAGGGCGGUGGAGCAGAGCAAGGAGGGAGAGAGCUCAUUAAUGAUGGGAGGUUUCAUUUCAUGACUGGCUGGGUUGUACAUGCCAUCUGGAGGUGCUACAUUAGCUGUGCCAAUGUUUUAUGUUGGCACUUCACUGAUAAUAAUACUACGGUAGAUUAUACAGUUCUAGACUUUGGCAUCUCACUCGGGUUUGGGAAUUGUUGGGCUGAGAAAAGCCCUUAGGAUCUUCUCAGAGACUAAGUCCCAGUUGUACAAGAUACUUGAAUAGUGCAGCGGUUGAA